Canariomyces notabilis is the source of this 1611-nucleotide messenger RNA. RefSeq names its product NAD(P)-binding protein. Lineage: Eukaryota; Fungi; Ascomycota; Sordariomycetes; Sordariales; Chaetomiaceae. Gene Ontology annotation, cellular component: cytosol. The transcript has 3 exons. Bases 335 to 1363 code for a protein of 342 amino acids. Gene Ontology annotation, molecular function: methylenetetrahydrofolate dehydrogenase (NADP+) activity; methylenetetrahydrofolate dehydrogenase (NAD+) activity. The record is from RefSeq and is a predicted model, not a curated record. Gene Ontology annotation, biological process: purine nucleobase biosynthetic process.
CCUCACUCCUAGGUAUUCCCGCCCCUUUUCGCAGUACUCUAGUACUGUCCUUACUUUCAAGACAUGUCGAGUCAACUGCAGUGCUCAACACUCCCAGACAUUGGUGGCCCUAAACCUGCACUCAGCAUGGCUCAGUGUCGUAUCUUUUCAUUUUUCCAGCCACCCUGGCCCUUUCUUACUCGAUGUUCGCCAUUGACCGCAGGGCAAGGGCCAAUCCUGAAACAAACUAUGCCAGUUGACGAGAGCUGCGCUAAUUUCGCUGCUAGCCAGCCCAGUCUUUCAGCGUCUUAACAGCCUAGGGUGACAAAACCUCUUGAAUACCAGCCCGCCUAGGAUGGCAUCCCAAGAAGUUCCCAAGACCUGCAAGGUCAUUCUCGCAGACACAAUAGCUAAGAAGCUCCUGGCAGAGGUCAGAGAGACUCUUGCUAGCGUCCAGGUUCCUGGGGCUGGCAAGCCUACAUUGGUUGCCUUCCUGGCCAACGAUGACCCUGCCGCAAGCCAGUACGCCGACUGGUCCAAGAAGACAUGCGAGGAAAACGGCUUCAACUUCGACCUUCGCAAAGUCGACAAGGAAUCCCUCGAGGAAGCCAUCGUGGCCGCGAACAACGACGAUGCCGUCGAUGGCAUCCUCGUUUACUACCCCAUCUGGCCCAACAACCAACAACAAGACCGCUACAUCCAGGAGACGGUGGCUCUGUCCAAGGAUGUCGAGGGCCUCUGCCACACCCAUCUCUUCAACAUGUACCACAACAUCCGCUUCCUCGAUCCGCCCACCAACCUGAAAAAGUCGAUCCUGCCCUGCACCCCGCUCGCCAUCGUCAAGGCCCUCGAGCACCUGCAGAUCUACAACCCGAUCCUAGCCUACGGCAACCGCCUCUACGGCAAGACCAUCACCGUCAUUAACCGCAGCGAGGUCAACGGCCGACCCCUGGCCGCCCUCCUCGCCAACGAUGGCGCCACCGUCUACAGCGUCGACAUCACCGGGGUGCAAGUUUUCACGCGCGGGAGCGGCAUCCGCGCGCCGCGCCACCAGGUGCACGACAAGGACGGCUGGGGGCUUAAGGACGUGCUGCCACUCAGCGACGUGGUCAUUGGGGGCGUACCGAGCGAGGACUUCAAGGUCCCCACCGAGCUCAUCCGGGAAGGCGCCGUGUGCAUCAACUUCUCAAGCCACCGCAACUUUGACGGGCCCGCGGUCAAGGAGAAGGCGAGCAUCUAUGUGCCAAGCAUCGGCAAGGUGACCAUUGCCGUGCUGUUGCGGAACCUCGUGCGACUAAUCGCCAACCGGCCGCGUCCUGAGGGAACAUCUGAUGCUGCGGAAAAAGCCAGGACAGGUGUGUUCAGCGAUGAUAUGCGUCCAUGAUGGGUUUUUAUCGCAGCAAUUUUAUGUUGUGCGAAGCUCUGUCGAUGCGCGUCGAUUGCAGAGCAAAGGCCAAAAAAGGGGAGCUAUGGAGGUAAACAAAUGCCGGUGACACCCGUCGAGAGAUGACAAAGACCUCACGGGAAGCGCCUUGUAUGUGCCGGAUCUUUGUAGGCGAUUAUCCAAAUUCCUCAUGAUUACCAAUCACAACUAUCCUAUAUACUACGAAGCAUAAUCAGGGGUAUCGAACC